CUUUCCUUCUCGCCAUAUUUGUGUCACUCUCAUGUCAGUCACCAAUCACCACGGCCAGGUCAAAAUAAACAGCCGACACAACUUUUCCGGCCAUUUAAUCAGUUUUAUCUAGUGGCCAGGCGCCUACAGGGACUACAAGUGCCUUAAGUCGCCCUUCCUUCCAUAUACUUUCCUUAAUCAGUCCUGGUGCCGGUACUGAAGUGACUAGUCUAGACAGGACUAUUGGUAGUAACUGUUUGACAUCAUGACAUCUGUUAAUCCCCAACAUUGUCUUUCUGUUGCCUUGAAGCUAGUUAAGGAAGCUGGCGAGGUUAGUGUGAUAACUUAACUCAUGCUGGUGCGUGAUGCCAUCAAGAAGAAGAAGAACGUUGAGACCAAGAGCUCAGUGGUAGAUCUUGUGACAGAGUCAGACAAAGCAGUGGAGAAGCUGCUGAUAACUGGCUUGUCUGGUGUCUUCCCUGACCACAAAUUCAUUGGGGAGGAGUCUGUAGCAGCGGGAGAAAAAUGUGUGCUGACAGAUGAGCCAACAUGGAUUAUUGACCCCAUAGAUGGGACAAUGAACUUUGUCCAUAGUUUCCCAUACACUUGUAUCUCUGUGGCAUUAUGGGUAAAUAAAGAUGCCGAAGUUGGCAUUGUGUACAACCCAGUGUUGGAACAGAUGUUUACAGCUGUUAAAGGCCAGGGAGCCUUUUUGAAUGAUGAGAAGAUCUCCGCCUCUGGACAGACAGACCUGGGUCAGGCCCUAGUAUUCUCAGAAAUGGGUACAAGUCGUGACCCUGAGAAAGUUGAUACAGUCCUUACCAAUUUGACAACUUUAAUAACCAAAGUUCAUGGAAUACGUGCCAUGGGGUCAUGCACGUUGAAUAUGUGUCACGUGGCCCUUGGCGGAGUUGAUAUCUGCUUUGAGUUCGGAAUUCAUGCUUGGGACAUGGCAGCUGGUUACCUGAUCAUAAAGGAGGCAGGGGGAGUAGUCAUUGAUACUGAGGGUGGCCCAUUUGACCUGAUGCGGCGGCGAGUGUUGUGCGCCUCAACACAGGAGUUGGCUGAGAAGAUAGCAAAGCUGUUGAAGCAGUACCAGCCAGAGAGAGAUGGUGUUAGUGAGUAAUGUGUACAGACGAAAUAGUACACUGUACAGUAUAUACGUGUUACUAACACUCGCCUGUAGAAGCCGAUAACCAUACCAUUUUCUUUUAUGUACUGUACAAGUUAACUCAUAAACAUAGUUAAAUUAAAAGUGUGUGCUUAGCUUACACAUACUUUUAAAUUAACUCUUAAGCUUAAACACACUUUUACAUUUUUCUUAUGUUUAAUGAGUAAAAAUAAAUCUCAGUAUUGUAAGGUUAGAACUUUGACAGCAUUCCUUAUACAGGUGUUAUACCAGAGUGAUUACAGGUAUAUACCAACUAUAGUUGUUCCUAUAUUCUGAUGUACCGGUAUAUAAUUAAUGGUGCCAUGUGUUGUUUAGUGACACAUCUUAUAAUAUACUGUAAUGUACAGUACAUCAAGAUAAGAUAAGGUGUUCAUCGUCUCUUAACUUUACCACAAAUUGGGUUUUUUUUUUAAUUGUGAAGUUAUUUUUAUUGUAUAAUUGAUCAUAAUAUAUAUAACUGAUACAAAAUUUUAUUCUUUAUUUGGAUAUUGGAAUGUUGUUAUAGGAAUUAUUUGUAUCCAAAUAUUGUAUAUAAGGUGAAAAUGUAUUUAUGUAAGAGAAUAAGCUGAUGUGUAAAUGUUUAUAAGAGGGACACCAUCUGAGUACAGUAUUGUUGAUAUAACACAAAUACUGUACAGAAGCCAGGGUACAUGGAUUCCCUCACUUUGGUCACUCUACAAGUACAGUCCAAUAUUCUCAUGGAAGAUUAAUACACUUGUCCAAGGGAGAAA
Homarus americanus (American lobster) is the source of this 1881-nucleotide messenger RNA. RefSeq names its product inositol monophosphatase 1-like. The record is from RefSeq and is a predicted model, not a curated record. The transcript is spliced from 6 exons. Gene Ontology annotation, biological process: phosphatidylinositol phosphate biosynthetic process; signal transduction; inositol metabolic process. The coding region runs from base 332 to 1105 and encodes 257 amino acids. NCBI's taxonomy places the organism in Eukaryota, Metazoa, Arthropoda, Malacostraca, Decapoda, Nephropidae. Gene Ontology annotation, molecular function: inositol monophosphate 1-phosphatase activity.